Molecule: messenger RNA, 2712 nt
Organism: Ascochyta rabiei
Lineage: Eukaryota; Fungi; Ascomycota; Dothideomycetes; Pleosporales; Didymellaceae
Exons: 1
Coding region: 1-2712 (903 amino acids)
Biological process (GO): negative regulation of protein sumoylation
Molecular function (GO): calcium ion binding
Source: RefSeq, a predicted model, not a curated record
AUGUCUAGCCAAGCUUUCCUUCAGUCGCUCUUUCGGACACCCACACUCUUUUCCACUGUCUCUCAUUUGAUUCCUGGAGGGCUCGCCAAGAUGAAGUCCCUCGUGGUCGGAGCUAUGCUCUUGCACACCAUGAACGCGCAAGGGUUAGCCGGUGUACCAGCUGCAGCCGCAGCUCCUGCUGCCGCUCUUCCUGCAGUUCUUCCUGCCGUGGGUGUGCCAGUCGCACCCCUCAACGCACCCGCUGUCAACGCGCCAGCACCGCUCAUUACUCCAGGUAUUGACGCCCCGUCCGAGGCCGACCUUCUCGGUCUCCUUCCAUCCAUCGCCUUACCGCCCAUCCUGGGGCCGAGUCGCAAGCUUCCAACGGGUACUGCAGAUGUCAUCGUCGACCAGCCUACAUCUGCAGUUCCUUUUGGUGCUGAAAGUACUCCUGGGCCUGGCAUCAGUUUUGGUCCAAACGGUUGGAGCGUUCCAAAUGCUGACGUGGCUUCAGCAAACAUUGCUGCUCCGAGUCCGUUACUGGCUCGCCCAUCAGUUCCAGCUGCCCUUGCCAACGCUGUUGCAGCGAUUGCAAGCCCGCUCGCGCCCCUGAGGUCUCUGAUCCCAGCUAUUCCCAUUCGUCCGACAGGAUCGCCCGCUCAGCCACUUCCUGCAGCCGUUUCGGCCAUCAUCAACAAUCUACCCAAGCCUUCACCUGCUACUGGAGGCUUCGGUAUCUUUGCCGUUGGCGACCCUGCCGAUGCAGCUCCCGUUGACGCGACUCCUGUCGAUGCAGCUCCUGUCGAUGCAGCUCCUGCUGAUGCAGCUCCCGUUGACGCGACUCCUGUCGAUGCAGCUCCUGUCGACGCAGCUCCUGCUGAUGCAGCUCCCGUUGACGCGACUCCUGUCGAUGCAGCUCCUGUCGACGCAGCUCCUGUCGACGCAGCUCCUGCGGCUCCUGUCGAUGCAGCUCCUGCGGCUCCUGUCGAUGCAGCUCCUGCGGCUCCUGUCGAUGCAGCUCCUGUCGAUGCAGCUCCUGUCGAUGCGAGCCCCAUCAAUGCCGCUCCAGGAGAGACUGCAUCCGUCGUCGAUGCCAACCCUGUCCAGGCCACCCCAUCUGUCGACCCGUCUGCCGCCCCGCUCCCUGUAGGCGCAGCACUGCCGAUCGGUACCAACCCGUACGUCGGCCCGUAUGACCCUAACAGCAUCUACGACCCGUACAGCCCCUACUUUGACCCUAAUAGCAUCUACGACCCGAACAGCCCCUACUACGACCCUUACGCCGCUCCCUCUGGCUGGGAGGGUCAAGACCAUGGCAUCUACGAUGGCGAGGAUGACUCCUAUUAUGGCAGCAAGCGCCCCGUCCAUAACAACGAUCCCUCAUACGGCGGCGAUGACGAAGAAGAGUGCCCUGCCUGGUGCAUUGAGGAUGACUCCUACCCUUCGUACCCAACAUCGACCCCCGGUUAUGACUACAGUCCUUACAAGCCCACCCCCACCCCGAAAUAUCCUGAAUAUACACCGGUUGCGGACCCAUACCAGCAGUAUGAGCCGACUCCCGAGUACAGUCCUUACCCAGCCCCAACUUACGCGGAGGACUACCCAAUUCCUACACCCGAUUAUGAGCCCUACGCUCAGGAGUCAGCAUACUACCCUGAGCCAAAGGACAACAGUUACCCACAACCGAAGAAGGUCCGCGCUGUCCGCCGUCAGGCCCCCAAUUACCCCCAGCCCAUUUACUCGAAUGAUGACGACUAUGAUGGCGAAGAUGGUUCUAUUCCUGAUUGGCUCUACGACAUUAGCGGUGCCCCCAAGAGGCCUCUACCUACCCCCAAGCCGAAGCCUAAGUGCCCGAAGAGCUGCUACAAGCCGAAGACUUCAACCUACGAGUACGACUACACUACGAAGCCUGAAGACUACGCCACGAAGCCUGACAGACCCACGUACACCAUGACCCGCAAGGGAGGUUACAAUACCACUAAGGAGGCUUACUACCCCGCAACCACCGAUGACAGUUACGACUCGACUCCUACCGAUGACAGUUACUACUCGACUCCUACUGAUGACAGUUACUACUCGACUCCUACUGAUGAUGGUUACUACCCCGACGAGACCACCGAGGCUCCUUACCCCGGCUACACGCCGAGUGGUUGGUACUCCCAGGACAACACCAGCACUCCUCUGUGGCCCACAAGCAUUCCUGAUGAGCCGACAUCCAUUCCUGACGAGCCCACCUCGGUCCCUGACGAGCCGACGUCUACCCCUGAUGAGCCGACGUCUGUCCCUGAUGAGCCGACGUCUGUCCCUGAUGAGCCGACUUCUGUCCCCGCCGAGCCAACUUACGCGCCUGCUGAGCCUACCACUCUCGUGACUCAGUACCUGCCCCAGCCAUACCCCGAGCAGACUGGCGGCGCUGGAUCGGACCCUGGUAGCCCCGCGGGCGACUACACUGGCGACAGCCUCGACACGCUUUGCCCCAACGUCUGCAACCCGUUCAAUCCCGCCGAGAACUUCUGCGACAUCACGACUGGCUGCACGACGACGGGAGGCAGCAAGUACUACUGCGCGUGCCGUGCUGGUUUCAGGGCCGACAACUACAACGCCAAGGACUUCUCCAAGCAGUUCAGGGUGGCGGGUCAGCCUUACGUGUACCUCUCUGUCAGCACUUCGUGCAACACUGCUUGCAGCGACAGCACGUGCAGUGAGGUCUUGGAGCGUUCGCAGUGCAAGUAA